Messenger RNA from Fonsecaea erecta, 1905 nucleotides. RefSeq lists its product as hypothetical. Lineage: Eukaryota; Fungi; Ascomycota; Eurotiomycetes; Chaetothyriales; Herpotrichiellaceae. The transcript has 5 exons. Gene Ontology annotation, cellular component: nucleus. The record is from RefSeq and is a predicted model, not a curated record. Gene Ontology annotation, molecular function: transcription cis-regulatory region binding; zinc ion binding; DNA-binding transcription factor activity, RNA polymerase II-specific. Gene Ontology annotation, biological process: regulation of DNA-templated transcription. Bases 1 to 1905 code for a protein of 634 amino acids.
AUGACCGAGGAAAGAAAGCACGCCGCCUGUAAGGAGUGCCGCGAGAAGAAGCUGCGCUGUGUGCCCAGCGACGACGGCGGCGAUGCGUGCAAUAGUGAUGAUUGGUGCUUGGCCACAAGGUGUUCACGAUUAGGAAAGCAAUGCCAAGUGCCUGAAGUCAAGCAGCGCAAGCGGAAAGCCCGGUUGCGUGGUCGAGUGGAACAGCUGGAGAGCAGCUACUCAGAGAUCCUGUCGUUGCUGAGAAGCGAGAAGACUGCCGGUGACACCAACGGCAUGGCGGCCAUGUCCAACUCGACGCCAUCCUAUACAGACUCCCAGCUGUCUCAGAACGCCAGCCUAGUGUCGCCUUCCGGAUUCCACUCAGGCCAGUCUGAUGCUACCAACAACUUUCUGCUCGACAUUCCCUCAGACGAGUGUGAGAAGCUGAUGAGCGACUUCCGGCGCAUGUCGUCUCACCACUUCCCCUACGUCCUCAUCCCAGAGCCGUGCCCGGUUGCCUCGCUGAUGGAGGAGAGACCGAUGCUUUACCAGGCCAUCCUCGUCAGCACCACAUGGCGGAACCCCGCUCGGCAGUCUGCAUUGAAGGACAAGUUCCUCAGGGACCUCGGAGACAGGUACUUCAUCAAGUCAGAGCGGUCGCUGGAUCUCCUGCAAGCACUGAUUGUAUAUUUUGGCUGGUGCCAAUGGCAUGCUUACCCGGUUGCCACCCAAGUCUACAGGCUUGCCUCUCUCGUGGUAGCUUUGGCUGCAGAACUAGGCAUCGACCAGAAACCGAUGAACGUCACCCAGCACGACAUGAUUGUCGGCUCGAAUAUUACCCUCACACAGUGCAGCGAAGCCGUGUCGUCGAAGUUCUGGAGCUACGAGGCUCGAAGGGCUUAUAUGGGAGCGUACACCAUCUCGACUUUUGGUUGUAUCAUGUUCCGAAAGCCUUGCAUCUUGACUUACACGCAAUAUCUCGAAGACUGUGCCGCGUCUUUGGCCGCUGACCCACAAUAUCCGUCGGAUACCACCCUCAUCCAUAUGAUUCGCACUCUCCGUGUCGCCGAGGAAAUCACUUACACAUUUGAUCACGGCUCCAAGGAGAAAGUCGGGGAGCUCAAUGAUGAGAAGAUCGCGCUUCUGGUCCGGGCAUUGUCGAAACAGAUCGAGGACUGGAAAGCCGCCCUGCCGCCGGGUGCAUUUAGCAUUGGUAAGCCACUGCCGGUCCGUCUAGAAACUGGGCUCCUCGCUCAUUCUAUAUCGGUCAUUCCAGGUCGUCUUCAACGCUUCUACUAUAGUAGCAAAGCAUAUAUGCGCGAGGUUGGUCUGUAUGGCCUGCUCCAGGGACAGGUACCGUCGGCGACCCGCGUAUCCAUCAUCUACGACUGCUUCCACUGCACCAUGAAAUACCUUUCGACGGUUGUCGACUGUCCACUCGACGAGAUGGCCGACUGGACCGCGCUAGACUGGCGCGCCAUGAACUUUUUAAUCAUGCUCUCCACCAAGUCGUCGAUAGUUCUCGACUCGGCGUACGUGAGCACCGAGGCGUCCCAGCGGGCUGCGUGGCUGGGCAAGGUCCUUGACAUGCUGUGUGAACGGGCUCAAGAACUACACCGUCUCAAGAAUGAUAGUUGCAGCUAUUUUCAGAAAAUUUCGAAUGAAUGGGCCAACAUGAAGACGUACCAUCAAAGUUGUCUCCAGAGAAGCCUCUCAUCCUCGACCGCAACGAACAAUGCCCAACUGUCAACACAACUACCUCCUCCUCCUCCUCAACAACAACAACAACAUCAACAACAACAUCAACACCAACAUAUCAGCACUCCCUAUGUGGACACCGCGUUUGGUAUGGACCCGUUUAACGAGAUGUUCUGGGCCGGGUUCGCCGAGUCGGAGCCAGGCCUUGGCGGCGUCUUCCCAAUGUAA